Molecule: messenger RNA, 3465 nt
Organism: Wyeomyia smithii (pitcher-plant mosquito)
Lineage: Eukaryota; Metazoa; Arthropoda; Insecta; Diptera; Culicidae
Product: zinc finger protein 808-like
Exons: 3
Coding region: 152-2467 (771 amino acids)
Cellular component (GO): nucleus
Molecular function (GO): zinc ion binding
Source: RefSeq, a predicted model, not a curated record
UCGUGCAUGGUGCGAUUGCUUCAAGUCGACUUCGAUUGGCUUUUCGUGUAUGUAUUGCUUUAAAAACCAAGGCUUGUUCCGCGUAAAUUCAUGCUGAAUUGUGGAAAAAUUGCUCAUUCUCCUGAAACAACACCAUUAACCGUGCUUUAAUAUGGAAACACGUUCAUCGGCGAAUGCUCCCGGGAUGAAUGUGAUAGCGGGCAGUGGACCUAAUAUUUGUCGCAUUUGCCUUGUCAAUGGCGGCUCCAUCGGUGAAGAUAACCUUUCCAGGGGAAUGGAGUCGAUUUUCAGCACCAUCGGUGAGUACGAAGAGAGAAGUUUGUAUGGCAUCCUGGUGACGAUAUGUGUCCCGCUUCGGCACCGAGAAAUGCUAAGAGGAAUGCCGGAACGGAUUUGCCGUGGCUGCAAGUGGCGUUUACUUUCCGCUUUCGAGUUGUAUGAGACGUGCUUGCGGAGCGACGAUAAAAUGCGCGGGGUUGCCGCAGAGAUGUUGAAAAAACAACAACAGCCGCAUCAACAGCAGGAAUCUAAUACAGAGAAUGACCAAGUCAAUAUUAAACAAGAAGUUCCGGAUCAUGAUGAUGCGGAGGUCAACCCCGAAGUUUCUCUUGGUUUGGAAUCGUUCAUGCAGGACAGUCACUAUUAUCCGGAUGCAGAAAGUACUCAGAUGAUGAUGGAUCAGUCGACAGAUCUGCUGGAGGAAAUGGUGCCUGCCGUGGAUCCCAAUGAAUCUUUGUUCGAAGAGCACUAUAAAUUAAAUGAAAAAGGUAAUCAUAGUUGCGGAAUCUGUAAUCAGGAGUUUCCAUAUAGGAGUUCCGCUCGGAGCCAUAUUUUACAUAAACAUGAUCCGACAAAACCCUUCAAAUGCGACGUGUGCCAUUUUACGCUAACGACGGAGCUCCGGUUAAUUAGACACAAGGCUAUAACGCACGGCGUAGGAGUGCUUAAUAUUGAAGAAGCGCCUCCAGAUGAAUCCUCCGGAGAUACCAUCUAUACCUGCAAGAUUUGUUCUAAAACGUUCAAUUCGGUAGUUCGCUUCAAACGCCAUAAGAAUGUGCAUGUUGUGUACAAUAGACCUUUUAAGUGUGACACUUGUUUGUACCGAUUUGCAACUCGAGCUCAACUUAAUCAGCACAAGAAAGUGCAUCUGGAAAAACCAGAAGGCGAAGCUGAUGAGUCGGAAGCUGGUCAAGAAGAAUGGAAGUGCGAACAUUGCGAGGAAAAGUUGCCUGGAAAGCGCGCUCAUACAAUGCAUGUCCGACGCUUCCACCCUGAAACUCUGGUUAACGAAAAUAAGGAGAGAAAUGAUUACAAAUGUAUUAUUUGCUCGGAGGCAUUUGCCAGGGAGAGCGUCCUCAAUACCCACAUGAAAAUGCACGAACUUUUGGCAAUGGAAAAGGAGAAGGAACAGCGCAAAGAACUGGAGAUGCUGAUUAAGCAAGAAAUGAAAUCGAGAAAAGACUCGUCCGUGGAAAACACCGCUACAGAAGGUGGCGAAAGCAACGAAAGUAACGUUGCAAAUGCUGGCGUAGAAGGCAGUUCAAGUAAUGUUAACAAUAAUAACAACAUUAACAGCGGCACGGCGAAGAAAAAGAGCGAUGUAGAUGUUGCGUUCGUGUGUAUGGUCUGCGAGCAGGAAUUUGAGGAGCGCGAUUUACUGCUGAAGCAUCAGAAAAAACUGCACAACGAGUUGCAGCUGAAUAUCGUGCCCGGCGUUGUUGACAAUUUAGAUGAAUCAGCGGAUGCAGCGGGAUUCGAAAAAGACGACGAAUUGAUGGCCGAAGGUUCAAAAAUAACCCCGGACGAGGAACCAAUGGUUGUCGAUAUCGAUCCAAACGAACUGCUAGCCCAAACUCAGACGGAGAACGGUACGUCUAAAAAUCCUGCCGUGCCACCGGCGAUGCCCAAGUGUCACUUGUGCCAGAAGACCUUCAUGUACAACUGCCUGCUGCAAACCCAUCUGAAGAAAAGUCACAGUGAGCUAAAACCGUUCGAGUGCAAAGUGUGUCGUAUGCGCUUCGGCUACCGCGGUACGCUGCAGAAGCACGAACUAACACAUUCCGCGCAGAACGUCCGCCCUGGAGGGCAUGGUUCUAUUAUGUACAAAUGUAAGAUUUGCUCUGCCAAAUUCUUGGAGUUGAAAUCGCUCUCGUUCCAUCUGAGAAGUCAUCGCAGUUUAACGAUUAGCACGGAACCUACCGUAACGAAGAAAAUUGAAAUAUUCCAGUGCUCUUUCUGUCCGCAAAUUUUCAGUGAAAAAGAGAAAUAUGAUGAGCAUUUGGUAAAAACCCAUCGCCAGAUGCUAUCACAGCAGCAACAACAAAUAAAACCCGCGCUACCCGUGGCAACGCAGCAUCAACACGCAAGGAAAAAUCCAGAACCCCGAAAACUGCUUGAACGGCAACCGAAGGAUGAGAAGGAAAUGUUUCUAGAUAGUUUAGCGAUCAUUAAGGUUGAACGUACGUAGAAAACUAAACAGAUAAUGCUUGAUUUUCCAGAGCAAAGUUGACAACGAACGGUUAUGUUUUUCGGAUUUAAUUUUACCUCCUAAAUCAUCCCACUAUGGAUAGGUUUUGGUGACAUUUUUAUAUGAAAAUUUAACUAAUUUUCAUGCUACUUUGAAAAUGAAACAGUAGCGUUGCACUAAACUUAACACUGGCAUAUUGACUAAAUUGCGUAUAGUUUUUGAUGAUUUCGCAGAACGCAUUUAGUUUUGGUGAUUAUGAUGAGAAAUUUGCGUUAAAUUUUGUAGCAAACCGUUGAACCACUCAAAACAAACAAAACCAAUUAUUUGACUUCUAUCGAGUCAAAAAUUCCUAUAAUGCAAAAGGGUGGCUUAAUAUCAGGUUUUUCUUUUUUCAAAUAACCAGAAGUUGCUCCGAUAGGCAUUUAGAAUAUAAGAAUCUGUGGAACACAUUCAAAUUAUAAGAUAAACCAGAUUUGGAUUGAAAAAUUAGUGGUAAUAGUGUUAGUCAAGCAUACAUUAUAUGUAUAUUAUGAAUCGACCUCACGAAAUGUGCUAGUUGUAGUAAGCGACUUUAUAAAUGUAAAGCAAAAAUAUAUCACCUGAAAUUUAAUAAGUCGAUAAUGGAAUGACUUCCGUAAUGGAGCCCAUCAACAUGUACGAAAUCUUUUGUCUUGACAUUCGAACCUGUGAACACUACUCAGAGUUCUCGGGUGUUUCUGUGAGGUGACUACAAUAUCCAGAAGAAGCCAGAAUUCGAGACUCCUGUAACUAGUAUUUGCUUUAUGUUCGGUUGCAAUAGUCAUGGCCUUCUAAGUCAGCAGCGAUGUACUGAUUAGGUAGUUUUUGUACUGAUAAAGAUGAAAUUUUUAUUUAGUUUCACGCAUUUAUAUUUUCCGUUUUCGCUUAAACUCUGGUCAGUUGUUCGGUUUUAAUACAGAUGUCAUCAUUAUCAUAAAAGAAAAUGGCACUAAUAAAUAAAAUAAUAUGUAUUAAAAGAA